GUAACUUUCAACCAAGUGAAAAUCACCGUCAGAAGGAAAAGAAGAGAAAUCAGAUUAUUGUGUUUGGCGCCGGGAACUUGAUUCUUGAGAGAGAGAGAGAGAGAGUGAAAGAGAGAAAAAUCAGUGUCUGUUUUUGGGGAGUGAGAAAGAGAUGGACGCCGCCAACGAUCCGUUGGACUUCGAGUUUGAAGAACUCCGUCAAGCCUCUCCGCCUCUCACCAAGAAAAAGAAGAAACUCAUUUAUUUGGAUGAUCUAUUGGCGGAUUUUGAGAAAGAGCAAAAGAGGCUCAAUGAGAGAAAAUCGAAACAGAAAAAGGUCCGAAAGGUUCGUGAUGCGGAUGAUGAGAUUGAUGAUGCUACAGAAACCCGACUGUCCGAGUGCGUCGACAAGUGCCAAAAAGAGAUAAAUCAAAUAAAUGGUGAAGAAGAAAUGCCCUUCUGGGGCAUUCAGGUGUUUGGGAGUCAGGAAAAGCUGCCACAGCAGGAGUACCCAGAGCUGAAAAGUUCUGUUCUCCUGCAAUCUUUUGUGAAGCAUGAGAUCAAUUCACUGGUUGAGGUGAACAUUGAGAAAGGGGAAGAUUUCCUUGAAGGAUUGUUGGUGGAUGGGUGGCUAUUGCACCUUGUAUAUAAAUUCGGUUGUGUUGAAAAACCCAUUGCGAUGUGGACUUUUAACUUAAUGUUAUAUUCAUCAAAGAUAAGGUUGGUGGAAGCUGCAUGUGAGUUCUGGUGUUCUGUUCUCUCACUUAAUGGGAAGGCUGAUUCUUCUAGCAUCAACAUUGACUGGUUACCAGGAUAUUCAGAUCUAAGAAGGGCUCUUCAAUCUUAUGGUUUCCUUCUGGGUUCACCUUCUAACUUUUCAUCAGACAUUGAUAUGGCUCCUGCUGAUUCUGUUACGGCAGGGCCACCACAAAACAUUCGUUCUUGGAUAAAAUGCAUGGCUUUUUGUUGCCACGUAAGGUAUGCAUCUAUUAUUGUUAGAGCACAUUACGUUCUCUCAAUUCAAGAAGCGGAAGAAUUGCUAGUUAUAAUUAUUUCUCUAUUUCUAGAUCGACAACUACUAGGCCUGUCUAUGGUAUUGAAUGAGGCAAUGCUCUCACUAAUAAAUUUCUUCAGAGACGAGGAAUGGCCUGACAGCUGUAAGAAAGUCGCAAAAUCUCUUGCUCACAGAUUGCCUUGCAACAUUAAUUGCUUGAGAGUGGUGGAGAGUAUAGUGGGAGUUGAUGGACGAAGUAAGCAGCUUAGGAGUGCAGUGGCAUUCCAAUUUCUGGUGACAUGUUUGGACGAGAAGGUUUUUGAUGCAGAGGACAUCCUGAGGUUGCUAGUUUCUUUAAAUGUAAAAGACAAGAAUUGUGAUCUUUUCAAAAUAUAUAUAUACUUGAGUCUGGUGGAGAACUGGCUGUCGUUUGAUGCCAUGCUAAAAGAUAAAGCAGAAAUACAUGAGUUAUGGGCUGUUUUUCUCCGGAACUGCUCUUGCGGAAUAACUAUCACUGACUUGAGAUCUUAUGCUUCAAAUGUCCGUAGUAAAGCUUCAUAUCUCCUUCAAGGCAGCACAAGCAAGUGAUUUCUUACUAUAUGGGUAUGUAUUUGCAAUUUAAUAAAUACUACAAGAAGACUUGAAGUCUUGUUUUGGUCUCUAUUAGGUGUACAGGUUUACAUUAAUUGCUAAUGUAUCAUCGUCACAUGGAAAACUAGCGAUGUUGCUGGAAUUUAUGAAACAAAUGGAUCAUGCCUUGUCUUUCCUAGAAUAUACUGUGUAAUGUAGAGAAGGUUCAGUGACUAUUGAUAUUCGCAGGAGGCAAUGCUGAGGACGAAUUGAGACAAUUUUUCACAUAGAACUGAAGCAAGAAUAUGUUGAACCACCUUAAAUCCUGCUGAUAAUAUUUUACUACUUUCUCCUCCUGUUUAUCAAGUAGAAUACAAAUGAUUUUCAUCUGCUUCGGUCCUCGCCUUGGGCAUUGUCAGGAUCCAUCAUCUUCUUUCUGGCUUUUGUUAGCUUCCAUCUGCAUGUCUUGUAAGGCUGUUUACUAUCAUUUAUUAGCAUGUACAUGUACAUGAUUAAUACUGUAUAUAUGGUGUAUUUUUGCAUCUAA
Messenger RNA from Sesamum indicum (sesame), 2090 nucleotides. The record is from RefSeq and is a predicted model, not a curated record. Lineage: Eukaryota; Viridiplantae; Streptophyta; Magnoliopsida; Lamiales; Pedaliaceae.